UUCUUGGUAUGCCAUCGUGAGCGCCUGUACUACAUUGAAAUGAUUCCGGCGGAAGUUUAGUGGCGAGGCCCUGUCGACAAAAGAAAAAAAUGGCGAGUGGAGUCGGGAAACACAAGAUGCUGUCAGUUGGCCCGACGGAACCGUGGUCAUUGAGGGAGAAACUAUGCCUAGCCUCCUCUGUUAUGAGGAGCGGAGACCAAAACUGGGUGUCUGUCAGCAGAGCCAUCAAGCCUUUCUCAGAGCAAGGCCGCCCUCCAGACUGGUUUUCUCAGAAGCACUGUGCCUCUCAGUACUCUGAGCUGCUGGAGACCACAGAGGCUCCAAAGCGUAAGCGUGGGGAAAAGGGUGAGGUGGUGGAGACCAUCGAGGAUGUAAUCGUUCGAAGACUUACUGCCGAGAGGAUAGAGGAGCUGAAGAAACUACUGAGAGACACACAGGACAAAUACAGGAAGCUGAAGAAGGAGGUGGAUCUGAUCCAGACCGGACAUCUGGACUCCCGGCUGGAGGAUCUGUGGACAGAAGUAUCACAGAAAAAGAAGCAGGAUGAGGAUGAGGCAGAUCUUAAGAGGAAGGCCACAGAUACAGCCUAUCAGGCUCGCCAAGCGGUUAAGAACACACCCAAGCGGGUGCCCAGUGUCACUGUACGCUCCCCUCUGGGUGCCAGUCCCACGAGCAUGGAGGCACAGACAGAUACCCCCACACCCCCAACAGACACAGCCAUGCCCCAGGCAGAGGAGACCUCUGGCACUACUGUGGCCCAGGGGGUGGCUGUGUUUCUACCAUCGUCGGAUGCUCCAAUGGUGCUGCCUAAGGAGGGAAGCCUUGGGUCUCUGGUAGAUGACUCCUCACAGAAAAGGCUCCUUAGUCAGAAGUCCACGCCACCUCCCUCCCCUCUCCUCUCAGAGCUGCUGAAAAAAGGAAGCCUGAUUUCUGCUAGCCCCAGACUGGUGGUGGAGGGGGAUGUUGCUGCUGCAGGACUGGCUAAUGGAGGAGUUCCCACUACAACCCUUGAUAUCCCAGCAGGCUUUGAGGUCGCCUGCUCCGUCGUAGAGGCGGUAGUGAAAGCAGAGCUGGGUGAGGAGUUGGAGUUAGUGAAGGAGGCGGGGCUAGUGGAGGAGGACCUGGUAGCUGUUUCCUACAUGGGGGAUGAGCUGGACCUGGAGACAGUCGGAGACAUCAUCGCCAUCAUAGAGGAGAAGGUGGAUGACUCUGUGGAGGCUCUAGAUGCUGCAGCAGUGGAGGCUGCUCUCUCUCUCUGUGAGGAGGCUGUUUCUGCCGGCCACUCCCUCUCAGGCCCCUGGGAGGCCCAUGACUUGAAGUCCUCAGAGCCUGGGCCCACGGUUCAGUCUGACCCCACACAGGGGCUUCAGGGUGGAGCGGGAGCUAACCCUGGGGUCCUGGAGCCAGAUACAGAGAGUGGAAGGGGGGAAGCCAAGGAGGGAUUAGAAACAGUGGGGACAGACGUUGCUCCUUCUGUUGCCGCUGACGACAGCCUGGCAGGAAGUGAGGUCACAGAGGAAGGAGUUCUCACGGUGGAAGGAAGCCUGAGCACAGCUGUGAAGACUGAGAAUGAGGAGUGGACCCAGCCAGAACCAAACACACCCUGCCUAGACUCAGAAGACAGUUCUGGAUCAGGGAAAGAGUCCAAGGAAGUGAAGGAUGAGGAUGGAGGGAGCGACGGGGAUCCUGAUGAAGAGGUGGAGAUGAAAGAGGAGUGUGGAGAGGGGGAGGGGCCCUACCUAUCAGAAGUAGAACCGGCAGCCAGUGAGAGUGAGGAUGGCUAUGGCCCCUCCUCCCAACGCUACACCACAGCUGAUUCGCUAGCCAGCAGCCCCGCCUCUUCUCAGUUCUCGAUAUGUGGGGAGGAUCAGGAGGCCGUUCAGGCUCAGAAGAUCUGGAAGAAAGCCAUCAUGCUGGUGUGGAGAGCAGCAGCCAAUCACAGGUAUGCCAGUGUGUUCCUCCAGUCUGUGUCUGAUGACAUCGCCCCUGGUUACCACAGCAUUGUACACAGACCCAUGGAUCUGUCGGCCAUCAAGAAGAGUAUCGAGGCAGGUCAGAUCCGUACGACUGCGGAGUUCCAGCGUGACAUCAUGCUGAUGUUCCAGAACGCGGUGAUGUACAACAGCUCUGACCACGAUGUGUUCCACAUGGCCCUGGAGAUGCAGAGGGAUGUUCUAGAACACGUGCAGCAGUUUCUGGCCACUCAGCUCAUCAUGCAGACCUCAGAGUCCUCUAUCUCCACCAAGAGCCUCAGAGGCCGCGAGGGGGGCCGCAAACCGGGGGAGCCAGUGGAGAAGGACGGGGGCACCAGAGGGCGCCGCUGUGCAAUUGAAGCAGACAUGAAGAUGAAGAAAUAACCGGAGUCAAACGGCAGUAGGGUGCCAAUGAGACUUGAUGUAGGGAUUGGACGAUUUAAACCAGAGAAUGUUUGAUGGAGUUACAGUUAUGUGAAGUUAGUUGUUUGAGUUUAAUCAGAGUUUUCGGGUCACGGUAUGGCUGCAGUCCUGUGUACAGUUUAACUAACUUAAGUCUAUGAUUUGCAUUUGAAGCCAGUACACUAUAGAUUGACAGUUGCCACAAGUAACCAGCAGACACUGCAGCCCUGGAGUACUGAAUCAGUUUUACUACUACAGUGACUGACUUGGGGCCCCAUUGUGUUUUAGGAUGUAGCCAACUGUAAAAUAUCCUGCAAGGAAUUAUGAGUCUACUGUAUGUUAGUGGGAGUACAAAAAAGUAGUACCGGAGUGUUGAACUUUAUGUACAGUUUUAUUUUUUUCCCCAUUUGUAUGUUUUGUUGUUCAACUGUUUAUUAAAAGUAAGAGAAUUGCAAACAA
Molecule: messenger RNA, 2834 nt
Organism: Oncorhynchus nerka (sockeye salmon)
Lineage: Eukaryota; Metazoa; Chordata; Actinopteri; Salmoniformes; Salmonidae
Product: bromodomain-containing protein 8-like
Exons: 17
Coding region: 90-2357 (755 amino acids)
Cellular component (GO): NuA4 histone acetyltransferase complex
Molecular function (GO): protein binding
Source: RefSeq, a predicted model, not a curated record